Messenger RNA from Aspergillus terreus NIH2624, 444 nucleotides. Its product is annotated as putative ubiquitin conjugating enzyme (UbcD). Gene Ontology annotation, cellular component: nucleus. NCBI's taxonomy places the organism in Eukaryota, Fungi, Ascomycota, Eurotiomycetes, Eurotiales, Aspergillaceae. The transcript has 5 exons. The record is from RefSeq and is a predicted model, not a curated record. The coding region runs from base 1 to 444 and encodes 147 amino acids. Gene Ontology annotation, molecular function: ubiquitin conjugating enzyme activity. Gene Ontology annotation, biological process: ubiquitin-dependent protein catabolic process; protein polyubiquitination.
AUGGCCCUCAAGAGAAUUAACAAGGAACUCACGGACCUCGGCCGUGAUCCUCCCUCUUCCUGCUCUGCUGGUCCUCAGGGAGAUGAUCUGUUCCACUGGCAAGCUACCAUCAUGGGUCCUGGUGACUCCCCAUACUCCGGAGGUGUCUUCUUCCUGUCGAUUCACUUCCCCACCGACUACCCGUUCAAGCCGCCCAAGGUGAACUUCACCACGCGCAUCUACCAUCCCAACAUCAACUCCAACGGCAGCAUCUGUCUCGAUAUCCUCCGAGACCAGUGGAGUCCCGCUCUCACAAUCUCGAAGGUCCUCCUCUCGAUCUGCUCAAUGCUCACAGACCCCAACCCCGACGACCCGUUGGUGCCUGAGAUCGCGCACGUCUACAAGACCGACCGCCCUCGGUACGAAGCGACCGCCCGCGAAUGGACCCGCAAAUAUGCUAUUUGA